Molecule: messenger RNA, 1790 nt
Organism: Glycine soja
Lineage: Eukaryota; Viridiplantae; Streptophyta; Magnoliopsida; Fabales; Fabaceae
Product: abscisate beta-glucosyltransferase-like
Exons: 1
Coding region: 141-1568 (475 amino acids)
Molecular function (GO): UDP-glycosyltransferase activity
Source: RefSeq, a predicted model, not a curated record
UCAUAGAAAAAACCAAUAAAUAAAAGCUGCGUGCGAUUGGUUCUUUAAGUCAUAUCUCUCUCACCUUGCUAAAAUUCUCUUUCUAAUUCACAAUUUUCUUGUAGUAAUUAAACAUAGCGAGCAAGCAUAUUCAUUUCAGCAUGGUCCUCAAAACUGAUUCAGUUAAAAUGUUUUUUUUCCCCUUCGUAGGAGGAGGCCAUCAGAUUCCAAUGAUAGACGCAGCAAGAGUGUUUGCAUCUCACGGAGCAAAAUCAACCAUCCUAGCAACACCCUCCAACGCUCUCCACUUCCAAAACUCGAUCACGCGCGACCAACAAACCGGUCUUCCCGUCGCCAUUCACACCUUCUCCGCCGACAUACCCGACACAGACAUGUCUGCUGUCGGUCCCUUCAUCGACUCCUCGGCUCUCCUCGAACCUCUUCGGCAGCUCCUCCUCCGACACCCGCCAGACUGCAUUGUUGUCGACAUGUUCCACCGUUGGGCUCCCGACAUAGUUGACGAGCUAGGAAUCGCGAGAAUUGUCUUCACCGGCCACGGGUGCUUCCCUCGCUGCGUCACUGAAAAUAUCAUAAACCAUGUCACGCUUGAGAAUCUGAGUUCAGACUUGGAACCUUUCGUUGUUCCUAAUCUGCCACACCAUAUCGAAAUGACGAGGUCUCAGGUUCCUAUUUUUCUGAGAAGCCCGUCUCCGUUUCCUGAUAGGAUGAGGCAGUUAGAGGAGAAGAGUUUCGGCAUUGUUACCAACAGCUUCUAUGACUUGGAACCGGAUUAUGCUGAUUACCUAAAAAAGGGAACGAAGGCAUGGAUUAUAGGACCAGUGUCCCUUUGCAACAGAACUGCAGAAGAUAAAACCGAGAGAGGGAAGACACCCACUAUAGAUGAACAAAAGUGCUUGAAUUGGUUGAAUUCUAAGAAACCCAAUUCAGUUCUUUAUGUCAGCUUUGGAAGCUUGGCUCGGUUACCCUCUGAGCAGUUAAAGGAAAUUGCUUAUGGUCUUGAAGCUUCUGAACAAUCGUUCAUUUGGGUGGUGAGGAAUAUCCAUAACAACCCAUCAGAAAACAAAGAAAAUGGAAGCGGAAACUUUCUUCCGGAAGGGUUUGAGCAGAGGAUGAAGGAAAAGGAUAAAGGGUUGGUUCUUAGAGGUUGGGCUCCUCAGCUGUUGAUUUUGGAGCAUGUUGCAAUCAAAGGGUUUAUGACCCAUUGUGGAUGGAACUCCACUUUGGAAAGUGUGUGUGCUGGUGUGCCAAUGAUUACGUGGCCUCUCUCGGCCGAGCAAUUUUCGAACGAGAAGUUGAUAACUGAUGUUUUGAAGAUUGGUGUUCAAGUGGGGAGCAGGGAGUGGUGGUCGUGGAAUUCAGAAUGGAAAGAUUUGGUGGGAAGAGAGAAGGUUGAAUCAGCAGUGAGGAAAUUGAUGGUGGAGAGUGAAGAGGCAGAGGAAAUGACAACAAGAGCCAAAGAGAUUGCAGAUAAAGCAAGAAGAGCUGUGGAAAAAGGUGGAACAUCUUACGCUGAUGCGGAGGCAUUGAUUCAGGAGCUUAUAGCUCGCAGAUUGGCGAGACAAGAUUAGAAUUAUAAGAGAAAAAAGCUGUAAUUGAAAGAAAAAACAAAGGAGAAGAAAGCGUUCAGUUCAUACUUUAUUGAGACAACAUUAGUGUCCCUUUAUACGAUGAGUUUAUAUUCAUGCCAAGCACAAAAAACACAAGAAAAAGAGCUUGUUACUUUCCAGCAUCACUUGAAAUACUUAAAGUUCAAAGUGAACAGAAAAAAUAAAAUAAAUCGAUCACUAUCA